Eucalyptus grandis is the source of this 1742-nucleotide messenger RNA. RefSeq names its product homogentisate 1,2-dioxygenase. Lineage: Eukaryota; Viridiplantae; Streptophyta; Magnoliopsida; Myrtales; Myrtaceae. Gene Ontology annotation, molecular function: homogentisate 1,2-dioxygenase activity. Gene Ontology annotation, biological process: L-phenylalanine catabolic process. Bases 81 to 1496 code for a protein of 471 amino acids. The transcript has 9 exons. Gene Ontology annotation, cellular component: cytoplasm. The record is from RefSeq and is a predicted model, not a curated record.
UUAAUACCACGCUCCACGCUCCUCCUCACUGAUUCACGCUCUCUUCUUCUUCCUCUGCUCCCAACACCUGUCGAGCUCUCAUGGCGCGGCCGGAGGCGGAGGAGGAGAAGGGAAGGGCGGGCUCCGAUCGCGCCCCCGCCGGCGCCGCCGGAGUCGAGUACCUCACCGGCCUCGGCAACCACUUCUCGUCCGAGGCGAUCGCCGGCGCGCUGCCGGUCGGCCAGAACAGCCCCCUGGUUUGCCCCUACGGGCUCUAUGCCGAGCAGAUAUCCGGCACCUCCUUCACCUCCCCGCGCAAUCUCAAUCAGCGCAGUUGGUUAUAUCGGAUCAAGCCAUCGGUCACGCACGAACCAUUCAAGCCCCGUGUUCCGGCACACGAGAAGCUCCUUAGCGAGUUCGACCGGUCCAAUAGCUCCGCGACUCCGACUCAAUUGCGUUGGAAGCCUUUGGAAAUUCCGGAUGCACCGACGGAUUUUGUCGAUGGACUGUUGACAAUGUGCGGGGCUGGAAGCUCAUUCCUUCGGCACGGAUUUGCUGUUCACAUGUACACUGCCAAUAAAUCAAUGGACAACUGUGCAUUCUGCAAUGCUGAUGGUGAUUUUCUAAUUGUUCCACAGCAAGGAAGGUUGUGGAUCACCACAGAAUGUGGAAAAUUGCUGGUUUCCCCAGGUGAAGCUGCUGUUUUACCUCAGGGAUUUCACUUUUCCGUGGACCUUCCAGAUGGCCCAUCUCGUGGCUAUGUUGCUGAGAUAUUCGGCACUCAUUUUCAACUUCCCGAUUUGGGACCAAUAGGUGCCAAUGGUCUUGCUGAUCCGAGACACUUUCUUGUACCCAAAGCUUGGUUUGAAGAGAAGUCCUGUCCUGGGUACACUAUAACACAAAAGUUUGGUGGCCAACUGUUUACGGCGAAGCAGGAUUUCUCCCCUUUUAAUGUGGCCGCAUGGCAUGGAAACUAUGUUCCUUAUAAGUAUGACCUGAGCAAGUUUUGUCCCUAUAAUACCGUCUUAUUUGAUCAUAGCGAUCCAUCAAUAAACACUGUAUUGACAGCACCAACUGAUAAACCUGGAGUGGCAUUACUGGAUUUUGUCGUAUUCCCUCCUCGGUGGUUGGUUGCAGAACAUACAUUCCGACCUCCAUAUUACCAUCGCAAUUGCAUGAGUGAAUUCAUGGGCCUUAUCCAUGGUGGAUAUGAGGCAAAAGCUGACGGUUUUCUCCCAGGUGGUGCUAGCCUUCACAGCUGUAUGACUCCACAUGGUCCUGAUACCAAGACUUAUGAGGCCACCAUUGCUCGAGGAAAUGAUGUAGGACCCCAUAGAAUUACCAAUACCAUGGCGUUCAUGUUUGAGUCGUGCUUAAUCCCACGAGUUUGCCAUUGGGCACUUGAUUCUCCCUCUGUGGAUCCUGAUUAUUACAAGUGCUGGAUCGGACUCAGGUCCCACUUUGAAGGGAUGAAGAUUGAAGGUCACGAUACACAAAACGGAUGUGCAGAUGUGUAGCUUGUGUCAUGGUUAAGCAGGAUGGUGAAGAGAUAGAGAAUCCACCCACCUCCAUGUAAAUAACAGAUAUAGAAUAAUCGUACAUAGAAAGAGUCUUGCAUGCGUGACACAAAACUUGCUGGGGUUCUGGUUACUAUUGUUGCUCUCUUUGAGAUGAUCAAAUGAUUAUGAUGUGACAUCUAGCCUGCUACCUCAUUGUGUGUGGUUUACUAGAUAGCGUCUGUGAAUGUGAGCACCUGAGGCUUG